UCAUAACAGUGGUGUUAAGUGUUAAGUGGUAGGAGGAUGAUAGUUUGUUUUGUUAUUUUCCAAUGAGCAGCUGGCUCCACCAGAGCUCUCACAGCAUCACACGGUUCAUAAAAGCUGUGUGUCAUUCCAGCCUGUUGUAUCAAUAGCUCUUCUGUAAAAUCUCAGACUACAAUUUUCCCCAAAAAUGCCGGAUACCUAGUGACUGUCAAGUAGGCGGGGCUUGUAGCUUCAAUGCCUGAAUAAGACACCGACAUCUCCUCUGAUUGGUUGAUGAUGAGCGCUAGCGCCAUGACUGGACUGUGAAUAUCCAUCCAUCCAUUUUCUAUUUCCCCUUCGUCCCUAAAGGGGUCGGGAGGGUUGCUGGUGCCUGUUCCCAACUAACGUUCCGGGCGAGAGGCGGGGUUCACCCUGGACAGGUCGCCAGUCUGUCGCAGGACUGUGAAUACAUCUCAUGUAAUUGUUCACAUCUGUCUUUCUCAUGAUUUUAAUGGCUUAUCGUGUGAAUACGCUUAUUCAGGUUUGACUUUAAUUUAAUUCAUUUAAUGGAAACACAGCAAUUAUGAAAUUUGACAUUAGCAGAAUAUAGACAAAGAUUUGCGCACAUUUGAAAUAGAAACACAGCUACUGUUAAUUUAGUGCCUUUUGUCUGUGGAACUGUGCCUUUGUGCGGUCAUGUUCUGACCUGUCCCCUUUAUUCUAACACACUACCUAGAGAAGAAUAAGUUGGCUCGCAUCUUCCUUACACAACCAAAUGUGGAAAGUUUUUAGAACCUUUCCACAUAAAACUUAAACAGCUGAACUGCAUUAGUUAAGUUUAGGUUAUUUGUUUGUACAUAAUCUCUAUCAUCACUUCCCUCUCUGACAAGUGUUACGAUGUCUGCCUUUUACGGUCAUGGUAAUGAGCAGCAACCUCCGUCUGAAGCCAUGGUGUCCUCCUCUCUCAUCUCUCCUCUUCCUCAGAUUCAACCCUCUGAAGGCGCUGCAGCCCAAACGCCGCUUGCAGCAAAUACUGGCGUCCUCACCCGUGCCGGCGGCUUCCAAGCCGGCAUCGGGAUCGGGGACGAGUGCAGCCGCGGCCACUGCGCCGGUGGCCAUUCCGGUGCCUGCGCCCCCUGCGUUUGACUACUGCAGGUUCAUAGAGCUAGAUUAUGUCCCCAUGGAGUCGGGCUACAUGGUCUCAAUGCGCCCCACUAAAGGCUACGCAUCGACCAAGUCGCCCCCUAAAGGAUACACCUCCACAAAGUCUCCGGAUCGCCGCUCGACAAACUCUCCCUCCACGCCACGUUCCCGGCGGCCUCCAGCUGCACCCAGUAAUAGAGAUCCCCAUGGCAAUGCCUCCGUCAGCAGUGGCAGCAACUCAGGCUCGUGUAAAGGCAGUGACUGCAGCCCCACCAAAGGACGUCAGAAGUACACAUCAUGUACGGACAACCAUGGUAUUCGCCCUCCUCCCCCAGAGCAGUACCUCACACCUCUCCAGCAGAAGGAAGUGUGUAUCCGACACCUGCGAGCCAAGCUCAAAGAGACCGUUAACACCCUGCAAGACAGGGACACAGAGAUUGAUGCGCUGCGAACCAAGCUUUACCGAAUGCAGGAAGACUGGGUUGAGGAGGAGUGUCACCGCGUGGAGGCUCAGUUAGCUCUGAAGGAGGCUCGUCAGGAAAUUCAGCAGCUCAAACUUGCAGUGGACACAGUUCGUUCCCGACUUAGUGAUGCCGGUGGGCUCAGUGGAGAUGUAGGGGUUCAAAAGUACUUCCAGGACAUCAAUACUCAGAAUCACAAAUUGGAGAACCUUUUGCUUAACAUGGAGAUAGCACAAGCCGGACUAGCCAAGGAAGGAGAAGCCAUACCAGGCUGCAGGACCCGUGCUGGAGGCUCAGCUCCGGCAUCUGUUUCUGGAGAAAGCCCCGGGGUUGUACCUAAGUUGCCAGUGGGAGGGAGGGGAUCUUGUUCUUGCGAUGGCUCUCCAGCCCGUUCUUUGACUCGGAGCUCCACCUACACCAAGCUGAGUGACCAGGCACUGGGAGACCGCAAUUGCAAUGACACAGACUUUCCUUGCCUCUCAGCAGAUGGCACACAGGACAGCGGGUUUGUGUGCUGUGGAGAGAACAGCGUCCCCAGCCGGGCAGACCUCCUCCUGGAAGCCGCCUACCUCUCAGAGGAAACGGCAUCUUUGUUGAACUCUUACACGCAGACCUUCUCCCACACUUUGCCUCAUUCUGCCCCCAUGUCUCUGCCUCACACCUACUCCCAUACCUUACCUCAUUCUUUCCCUCACAACAUGUCCCACUCCAUGCCACACACGAUGCCUCACUCCUCCACCUAUGAGAAACUCUGCACAGGCGAGCGGCUGGCUCCAUUUCGUUGCAGUUUGGGUGGAGUGAGCUGCAUGAGCCACCCCUGCCUGUCCCACCACCACCUGUACCUGCACCCCCUGAGGGAGGCAGGCAUUCAGACUGAGAGCUGCCCCAUCCCUGCAACAGCGGGGUAUCCUUCUGAUCUGGAUACUAUUGCAGAGCAACGUACGUUUCGCUCUCAGGCCUGCAGCCCCACCUCCACCUGGAUGUCUGAUGAGGGGGAAGAGGAUCUGGACUCCAUCACCACCACCACUUCAGUGACAACAGCGACUGUGAUGAGUACAGCCACUGAGCCAAUUCCAGUUUCCAAAACACCGCUGGCUCCACCUCUUCCACGAUCCGCUACUGUGGCAUUUUCCAUGGAGAGUCCUUCGUAUCAGGCAAAUGACAAAGUUGAGGAAGAGGAAAAGCAAGAAAAAGAAAAUAGAGAGAAGGCAGGAGAAAAGUUGGAAAACACUAAAGUCAGACAAUCAGGAGAGGAGCACCAGACAGAUCAAAGCUCAGUGGAAGGGACUGAGGUACUGGAUGAAGAGGCAGAACAAAUAAAAGUCUGUGAUUUAGCAGGAAGAAUGCAGGGUGAACUUCAUUUUGCAGGGUGCUGUGGAGAAAACAAGCAAGAUGACCAGAGAGUGGAGGACAAGCAGCAAGAGGCCAGGAUUGGGGAAAUAUCAACAGAGGAAAAGAGCCCUGUGAUUACUCCAGAGUCUCCGGGUGUACAAGAGCCUCAAACAUCCCAACCUCCGAGGAGAUCUAUCUCCCGUGAAGAGAUAGCUGGUGUCACAGUGGUGGAAGUUUAUGACGAGGAUGAUGACGAAGAUAAGACUAAUGAACAAGAGGCCAUGGGGAUUGCUGUAGCAGAGGACGAAGACUCUGGGAAAAUCCAAAAAAGCUACUGGAGUCGUCACUUCCUGAUCGAUCUGCUAGCGGUGGCCAUCCCUGUGGUGCCGACGGUGGCGUGGCUGUGUCGUGGCCCGGUCCGCAGCGGCCAGCCUAUAUAUCACUUCGGUUCACUGCUGAGAGGCUGCUGCACUAUUGCACUGCACUCACUGCGCAGGGGCGGUGGCCUGAGACAUUACCCCGCAGGCGGGGGAGAUCUUGGCGGCACACAAAUAUAGCAGAAUGGCAUCUUCGUUUUCCUUUGCUGUGCUGUUACUUCUCCUGUGUGAUCUGUAUUGUUAGAUCAUUGCCUAAAGUGCAAGAGCAAGAACUUCUUGUUCCUCUGCUUUGGAUGGUAAUAACGAAUGGGAAUGAUUGGAACAAGAGUUGGGCAUCAAAGUGGAAGACCUUUGACUGAUCAACUCUACUCUGUUUGACCCUGCAACAUGUUGUAAAAGCAAGAAAGAUAAUUACUUUUUCUUGCUUGGUCUUUGCUGUCGUUACCAAAAUAUUCAUGUACUGGCUUGUGCUAGCUGAAUGAGCUGCUUGAAAUGAAUGAUCAAUGCUUUGGUGUUGAUUGUAAAAUUUAUUUUUGAUUGUAGAGAAAAUGUCCCUUGCCAUGUCAGCUGUCAGUUAUGAUGUAAUACGAUGAUCACAUGUUGGUGAAUGUGUACAUAAAUACUUUAUAUGUAUGUAUAGGCGUGUAUAUGUAAAAUUAAAUUAGAACAAACUAAGGUAACGGUUGUUGGCCAGUGGUAGUGGGAAAAAAAAAUCCACUUUAAUCCGAAGCUGCAGACACUUUUCACCAAUAACUUCAAGAGGUAAUAGAUUGAAUUUGUCUGCUGUGGAGAAAAACAUGGCAGACACAGAACUCAGGUAUCUGCUAGGGGUAGAAACACAACCAAUCCUGUCAGCCAGCCUUGCACAGUGGUGUGCUAAAUGAACUUCAGUCAAAAGCAGUUUAUUCUUACUGGCUCCCUCUCUCUAAACUGGCAGUGGAGAUAUUUACAAUGAGAAUUUUGUCUUUGAUAUACAGGUUAUCUGUACCCAGACUUAAUGGAGAGGCCUGGCUAAUACAGUUCAGAUGUUUAUAAGCAGCCUCUUUAGUGUCCACUGAAAACAUAAAAGGUUUAAAUCGGGUAGAACAGGAAGAAAACGCUUCACUUUUCUUGGACUUCCUGACACAAGUCCAGAUGAAGAUCAAGGGUUGCUCAGAAUUAAAUGACUGGAAGUUAAUGGUUCCCUCUACUGGCCAUAAGCAGAAGUGAAUAAUCUCAAAGUUAUGACAUUUAUUCUUUAACAUAAACUUUAUUCCUUUUCUAAAGGUUUCCUUAAUGACAUUAAUAAUAGUAAAUUAUACAGUUAUUCAUGGAAAGGGACUAGGAUUUUGUUGUUCUUUUAUGUUUUCCCAAUGUGGUGCUCAGCUGACAUGUUUCCAUUUUCAGGGAAGUAAAAUAUUCUAGGUGAAAGGAGAUAUGACUACCUUUAGCUCCAGCAACAAACAAGACAAAUGACUAAUGGGGGUAAACACAUUUAGUGUAGAAUUGGUCAUGCAUUUUUUUAAAAUAGAAAUUUAAAUCAUUAAGAGCAUAUGACAGUGAGGUCAUGCACUAAUUAAUGAUUACAGAAUAAAAAAGAAAAUGGAUUAUCUGUGAUCCUUGCAUGAUACUCUCUUUCAAUGGCCACUUUAUAUGUAGGCACUUCAGCCACAUUUGUCUGGAUUUCCCAUCUGUUAACUGAUGGAAGAUAAUCAAGUGAAUUUAGCUGUAAUCCAGUUUCACUCUGGGUGCAUGUUAAACAUACCCGUUGGAGUUAAUCUGGCUCUGAUUAUGUGCAGCAGUGAAACAAGUAGUCCAGACAUGUCUUAGUUCCACAGGGACACGUACCUAGCUGGGCAAUUAUUUAAACAAACAUAAAAGAAGAAAGUUACCCAAACUGUAAACACUUUAAAAAUACACGUCAGUACAUAAAAACAGACGACGUUACAGUAGCUUCCACCGUCUUGGUGGAAGUUCAAACUGAAGUAAUUGUAACCUAUGAACAAUGUUAGUCGUUACUUUGGCUAACAUUCAGUCAUUUUUACAGCGAACAAACUGUGCAGUUUUUCCUGUUAGUUUUCUCUACGUGUGGUAGGCUGCAUAUUCCCUUUUUGCUCUCUAGUUUAUUUGUUGUGUUCUUUUCAAUUCAACCCUCCUUGUGCAGUCUGCUUCUCGAGUCGACACUGAUCUGCUUUCUCGCAGAUUGCUGGUUGUGUUUCUACCCUGAGAUUGUUUCCGUUAGACUCACCUGUUUAUUUUCACUGUAUCACUUGUGUGCGAAGUGUUCUUACAGCGAUUCUAAUGAUGCAGUUUCCCCCUGCCCCCCUCCAAAUGUAAACCCUGUCCACAAAUUUUCUGCCAUUACAUAAUUAGUUCACAGUAACACAUUCAACACUCGUCAUAUCCUCACACCUGCACUGAAUUGUCCGUUAGCUAAAGGUUAGCCUAGCUUAUUUAGCUAUCUUGAAUAUCUUUGAAAGAACUCUAAAUAAAUCAAAGUUCUUUUGGUGAGAACUCAUGAAAUGUUAAAGAAAAUCCAGUGUAUAAAUUUGUACAUUAAGAAAUAUAUUGCUCUUAGAUUAUUCCUCCCUUAUCUGUGCCUUUUUAUUUGCCAAUUUCUCAACGGUGACUGGGGAAUGAUGUGGGCCUAGAAUAUUUUCUAUACACAGUUACCUAUAUAGCUGUUUAGUGUAUCGCUGGCAGUAAACUAACAGAGUUAAAACUCUUUAGUCAUACAGUGAAAUCACGAUCAAACGUCUGUAGAUUCUCACUAUCUCAGUUUGACGCCAUCAGUAGAUCUGAGUGAAGUGAGUUGUGCUCAGUCUGUGAUCUGUGCUGUAUAUUUCUGCUAACCCUGAUGCUCUUGUGCUGUAGUUAGUCUUUAACUGUCAAUAUAUAUUCUCAAGUCCAUCCUACACAAUUUAGUCCAUUACAAAGACAAACUGUGUGUCGAAAAUUGUCUUGCAAAGACAUUCUAGAAAUCUGUUAGGUCAAACUCGUUUACUUUUUUAAAAUGUGUUGUUUGGUUCCAGUUGCAUUCAGCUGAAUUUUAUUUUCUGUAUUCUGUUAUCAGGCCAACGUUGGUGUUUGCUGAUGUCAAAAUUCAAGAAGCAUGUAGCAGAUUGAUGGUUAAGUACCAGUGAGAUAAAGCAUUUUUUACUUAGCAUUCAAGAUACUGACAAAAUACAUUCUGACAAACAGCAAAAAGAUAAUUACAUUUAAGACUAUAUUUUAUCACAUCCACAAAUUUCAAUGUAUUUUUAUUUUUAUUUUUAGAAUUUUAUGUGACAGUCCAACAUAAAAUGAAGCAUAAUUUUGAAAUUGGGGGGAAAAAGCAUAGUUUUGUGGUUUUUAAUUUCUUUUUAACAAUCUGUUUUUAUGAACCAAAACAAAUUACUCUUUUGCUUCUGUUUUGUACAUCUGGAAUAUAUGUCCAUUCUUGAGAAAAAUAGCUCAUGUUCAAUAAUAAAGAGUAGAAAGUGUCCAGACAUAUCGGUUACAAAAUAACUACAUGACAAAACCUAAAAACAUUCAGGCUCAAACUAUUUUUUUAUUUUUUAUUUUGGAGAUGAAAAGUUCCGACAAAUAUAUGCCAUAUGACUCUAAGGGCUACAGAGACUGCAAAGAGCAAAAUGACAGCAGUAAUAUUCACACUAUGCAGUGUGAAUAUUACUGCACUGUGUAGUAAUAUUCAGAAAGACAGAACAUUCAUGAAUGACUUCAUAAAAUGAUAUAGGCAAAUACACUUAUGAUAAAAACAUAAAAUGGACAGUGAGAAAAUGACAAAAAACUACUUCAGAGACAGAAAUCACAGAGUGUGUGUUACAGAAUGACUGUGACUGAAUUCAGUCUGUGCUGCUCGUCUUCCUCAGAUGAAGGUUCUGCUGGCCUUUUUAUUUCUCCUGUGUUCUGGUCUAAAUGUGUCGCCACUGAAAGUGAAUCUAAAUGUUUGUUUUAGAUGUCAGAGUCAAACACGGACUCAAGAAUCCUCUGGAACCACCAACACAUGAAUAGACAAUGUCCUUCUUUUUUUAAGUUUUUGCUGCCAUAUAUUGCACUAUUAUUCACUUUAAAUGUUUUAAGGAUUUACUUGAAGUAGACUGUACAUGUAUCUGUACCAACUGUUGUUUCCUCACUGAUUAUUUUUGAUGCUGUUUGAAGUCCAUGAGGGUUGGUAGUGGUACACUUCUUAAUGGAUUAAAAAUCAGAUAUUUAAUGUUGAUCAUUUCGUAUGAUAAAACUGUAAUUUAUCAUCCUUUAAUCCUUAAAAUGAGCUGCUCUUAACUAAAGUGAAACCUCCAAUCUGAUGGUUAUUACUAUAAUCUGACUGGCAAAGAAAUUACAACAAUCAUGAGUUUAUGUUCUAGGUAACCAUGGAAACUCCUGUCUGUUGUUUUAUAGAGGGUUCUAGAGAAAGAACGUGUCCUGUAUUGUUUCUCUCUGUGUUGAACUUUAGAUUUGAUCCCUUGCCUGACUGUAUGAAGGGAAGUUAGGAGGCAAAAACCAUGUUAAAAAAAGCCAUAUGCUGUAGACUUUGUCAGGGUACAAGUGUGGGAAUGUGAGAGCCAGCCUCCACCUCUCUGCUGCAAAGUAAUGUCAAAAAACACACAAUACCAGAGUUAUGUGAAGGAAUCCUCCUGUGUCUUGUAGUGUGCUUUUGCCAGUCAGUUUUCGCAUUGUUACUAACCACAGGCUGCUGUGACUAACAGGGUAAUAAAGCGAAGAAAGUGUGAAGGUGUCAUCUGUAGAGCCUCAGUACAACUUACUAGAAACAACCUGAUAAAUGAGAACAAAGAAAAGUCAAUUUAUCGCAGUAAUUCUAUUUGAAGAGUUCAGACUUGUAUAUUUUCAUACUCAGCACACAGAAUGAAAUGUUUACUUCUAUUUAUUCUGACGAUUGUCUUUCAGCUAAUUAAAGCUUGCAGUUUUUUUCGUUUUUUUUUUUUGGUUUUUUUAUCAGAAAAUCUAAUAUAGAAAUACUUUGGACCCCUGCCAAAGUUGAGUUUUUGCUUCUUUUUUUUAAACGUUUUGUGAAAAAUUUGCCUAUGUUUGGGCUUUUUCAUGGAGCGUAUCAAAAAUAAACAAAAUACCUUUGGAUAACGUAACUUGACACCCUAUUGGCUGGCAUUUGCAAAGCAGCCAAUCCAGGAACACCGUUCAUUUUUGUCAGAGCUGAUUGGCUGGACCCCUAAUUAAUGGGGGAGCAUUGAUGUUAGCUUCUGCAGAAAUGCUAAGAGGGCUUCCACUGUGCAUAUUAAUGCUUAUAUACAUGUAUUUAUUCGGUUAUUAAGAAAGCAGUUCUAAAUUAUUUUACAGGAGGUCUAGACAUUUUGUUUCAGCAGAUUUGAGCUACUCCAGGGCAGCUUCUGGGGGCCACUGCAUGAAUAUCAACACUAACAUGCUGUGAGUUGUGUUUCUUGAAACAUCCAACUCCACUUUGUAAUUCUUCCUCAAACUCUUUAACAGGUUUGGCUUCACAGUCCUGCUGAGGCUGCAGUUUUUCCUGUUGUUUUUUUUUUUUUCAACCAACUUUCUAUUCACAUGCAAACAUUGCUACUACGCUGUUAGCUGUCGACAAGGCAACAGGCAGUCUUACCUAUGAUUACAACUCUAUCAUAACAUUUCUGUACUAAAGACUUUAGUAAGAUGGUUUUAUGCAAUUUCUGGAGAAACUGACAGUUGGGUUUUCAUCAGCUGUAAGCCAUAGCCAUCAGCAUUAACAUAAAUAAAUGCUUGAAAUAUAUCACCUCGUUACCAAGUGAAUCCGUUUGAUAUCAGAGUUUCCAUUUUUGAAGUGAAUUACUGAAUUAAAUUAUUAAUUGGAUGAUAUUCUCAUUUACUGACAUGCACAUGUACAGUUCACAGGUUUCUGUUCAGUCAGGCUUGUUGUACAGGAUCUCCCUGCUUUCUAAACAGAAAUGACUUUGCAAUAUUGACCUCUAAAAUCCACAUCUUAAAGUACACAUUUUAUAGAGUUUUAUUAUUUGAUUAUGACAUGUGAAGAUCUCUUACUGAUGUUCCCAGUUCUCAUUGUUUACAGGUGCAACUUAUUUUUCUAAUACAUAGAAAAUAAUUUUGGGUUUUGCAUUAUACAGCAGUUUCACCUGAGAUCAAUUAAAAUUGACACAAUUGUCGCACAUAUCUCUUGAGGAAAAUGUGUAUUUCUUUCUUGAAAUUUGCCAUCCAAUUGAAGGCGGUUAUUUCAAUUAAUCAAAAGUGAGCAGGUUGAAAUUAUUUGUUAGAAGCAAAUAUGUCAAAAUCUUUGGGGUUGGGCUGAUUGUUUAGCAACAUCCAAUCAAAAAUGACCAUACUGUGAAGGGUACCCA
Molecule: messenger RNA, 9594 nt
Organism: Gambusia affinis (western mosquitofish)
Lineage: Eukaryota; Metazoa; Chordata; Actinopteri; Cyprinodontiformes; Poeciliidae
Gene: snphb
Product: syntaphilin b
Exons: 5
Coding region: 893-3469 (858 amino acids)
Biological process (GO): neuron differentiation
Cellular component (GO): cytoplasmic microtubule; mitochondrion
Source: RefSeq, a predicted model, not a curated record